This is a messenger RNA of Penicillium longicatenatum, 1584 nucleotides long. RefSeq names its product acyl-CoA synthetase. Gene Ontology annotation, biological process: fatty acid metabolic process. Lineage: Eukaryota; Fungi; Ascomycota; Eurotiomycetes; Eurotiales; Aspergillaceae. The transcript is spliced from 3 exons. Bases 1 to 1584 code for a protein of 527 amino acids. The record is from RefSeq and is a predicted model, not a curated record. Gene Ontology annotation, molecular function: medium-chain fatty acid-CoA ligase activity.
AUGCCGCUCCCCUCGCUCCCUCUUUUCUUGGCCGCGCAACAACAUGCGAAGAAUGAUGCCGGCAAAGUUGCUGUGAUUGAUGCGACUAAGCAGGAGUCAUUUACAUUUACACAGCUUCUUGAGGAUGCGGCUGCGCUUCGCAAACAGAUCCUUGAACUGCUGGGGCUGACGGCCACGGGUGAUUUGGAGGAACGGCGCAUUGCAUUCCUUGUGCCGAAUGGCUACGAUUAUGUUGUGACGCAAUGGGCCACCUGGGCUGCGGGUGGAGUUGCUGUUCCUCUCUGCACAAGCCACCCCGCCAAGGAGCUCCUAUAUACUAUCGGCGACUCGGACCCUUCGUUGAUCCUUAUCCACCCUGCCUUUGAGAAAUUGGCUCCAGCCCUGCGCGAGGGAUGUACAACAGAUAUCCCAUUUCUGGGACUUGACCCAUUCAGCCGCAACGACUCCCCCUCCUUGCCCAAGUUCGUCCCCGCAUUCCCACUCAGCCGCCGCGCUCUUAUGAUCUAUACCUCUGGCACAACAGGUAACCCCAAGGGAGGCGUAAGCACCCACGAAAUCAUUGAGUUUCAAGCAAGCUGCCUUGUCAAAGCCUGGAAGUAUAGUCCGUCUGAUCACCUUAUCCACGUGCUCCCACUACACCACAUUCAUGGCAUCAUCAAUGGAUUAACGGCCUGUCUUCUGAGCGGAACCACAGUGGAAAUGCACCCCAAGUUUGAUCCUAAGGUUAUCUGGGAGCGCUGGCAGGACCGUGGCUCUUCUACCAUGUUUAUGGCUGUGCCGACCAUUUACUCUCGUCUGAAUGAUUACUUCGAUGCCAAUAUUCGCGGAACAGACCGUGAACAGGCGGCACGGGAGGGAGCAAAGGCUCUGCGUCUGCUUAUUAGUGGAUCAGCUGCCCUGCCAACACCCGUCAAGACUAAAUUUGCCGAAAUCACCGGCCAGAUUCUGCUGGAGCGAUUCGGAAUGACCGAAAUCGGUAUGGCGAUUAGUUGUGGACUGGAACUGGACCAACGGGUUGACGGAAGUGUGGGAUGGCCGCUCCCUGGAGUUCAAGUUCGAUUGACAGAGAAAGAGACCGGACGUGUCAUCGAGGAUAUCGACCAGGAUGGCAUGAUUGAGAUUAAGGGUGGGAACGUCUUCCGAGAAUACUGGCGAAAACCCGAGGCAACGGCUUCUGAGUUCACGGCUGAUGGGUGGUUUAAGACUGGUGAUGUGGCUAAGCGAGAUUCUACCGGGGCGUACUUCAUUCAAGGUCGUGCAUCUGUUGACCUGAUUAAGUCUGGUGGAUAUAAGAUUUCCGCAUUGGAAGUGGAGCGUAAGAUGCUUGCACUGGAGUCGAUCCAAGAAGUUGCUGUAGUUGGACUCAAGAAUGAGGAAUGGGGCCAGCAGGUGGCUGCGGUUGUCAAGUUCCGUGAAGGUGCUACCCCACUGGAGCUCCCUGAGCUUCGCGCUAUUUUAAAGACCGAGAUGGCCCCUUACAAGGUCCCAACAGUCUUAAAGGUGGUUGAUGGUAUUGAGCGCAAUGCCAUGGGCAAAGUGAACAAGAAGACCAUCAUUCAGAAGUAUUGGCCUGAUAAAGCUUGA